Molecule: messenger RNA, 1635 nt
Organism: Daldinia childiae
Lineage: Eukaryota; Fungi; Ascomycota; Sordariomycetes; Xylariales; Hypoxylaceae
Product: Baeyer-Villiger monooxygenase
Exons: 3
Coding region: 1-1635 (544 amino acids)
Molecular function (GO): flavin adenine dinucleotide binding; NADP binding; N,N-dimethylaniline monooxygenase activity
Source: RefSeq, a predicted model, not a curated record
AUGGGCUCACUCGAAGCAAACCGCGUUGAAGAGCUAGAUGCUCUCAUUAUCGGAGCUGGCUUCUCUGGUGUAUACCAACUCAAAAAGCUCCGGGACGAGGGUUAUAAGGUCAAGCUUGUAGAGUCAGGUUCUGGCUACGGUGGGAUCUGGUACUGGAACAGGUAUCCAGGUGCCCGUGUUGAUAGCCAUGCGCCCCACUACCAGUUCUCGGACCCCGAACUCUGGCAGAACUGGCACUGGAAGCAGCGAUUUCCCGACCACAAGGAACUACGAGAAUAUUUCGAAUUUGUGGCAGAGAAAUGGGACCUUAGAAAAGACACCUACUUCGAUACCUAUAUCACCUCAGCUAUUUGGGAUGAGAACGAGUUCAAGUGGGUUAUCACGGCAAAAGAUGGCCGGGUCUUCAAGUCAACAUUCUUUUUGCCGCACACCGGAAUUGCAGCUAGUCGGUCGACUCCUAAAUGGAAAGGCAUUGAGUCAUUCAAAGGCCUUAUAGUUCAUUCUUCUUACUGGCCGCAUGAUGAGCCGGAUCUAAGGGGCAAGAAGGUUGCCGUUGUUGGCACAGGCUCUACCGGCGUCCAGCUAUCUCACGCUGUAAGCGAGGUGGCUGGGGAGCUCGUAGUAUUUCAGCGUACGCCUGCCAUGCCAUUGCGAAUGAGACAGAUACAGUAUGCCGAUGAUGAAGAACCUAUGCCUAAAGAGGCAUUGGCAGAAUUCUUUGAUACCUGUCAUGACCGCUAUUGGGGUUUCGAUUUCGAACUCCUCCCGAAGAAAACCUUUGACGAUGAUGAGGCUACACGGCAGGCUACUUACGAAGCCCUGUGGAAGAAUGGAGAUUUCACCUUCUGGCUUGGAACCUACUCAGACAUGUUAUUUAACCCCGAGGCCAAUCACGAGGCCUACAAGUUCUGGCGCGAGAAGACGCGAGCUCGUCUUAACGACCCUAGGCACCGAGAACUUUUGGCGCCUACAAAUCAGCCCUAUCCGUUUGGGUGCAAGCGGGUACCGCUCGAAAAUGGGUACUUCGACAUGUUCAACAAGCCAAAUGUAGACCUCGUUGACGUUAAUGAGACCCCCAUCGUUGAAGUAACAGAGAAUGGAAUUAAGACAACCGAGAAGGAGUUGGAAUUUAACGUAAUUAUUCUUGCGACCGGCUUUGAUGCCGUCACGGGCGGCCUGACUACCAUGGAUAUCCGCGGGAUCGGUGGCCAGACCGUGAAGGACAAGUUCCAUAAGCAAGGACCUAGCACAUUCUGCGGUAUCUGCAUCGCCGGAUUCCCGAACAUGUUUUUUUCGAACGGACCUCAGUCUCCGUCAGCUUUCUGCAACGGCCCCACGUGUUCUGAGAUCCAGGGCAACUGGAUCGCCGACGUCAUGAACCGCCUCCGCCAGGCGGGGAUCAACAGCAUUGUGGCGGAUGAAGAAGGCGAGAAAACAUGGACCGAGCACGUGGAAGGCGUGACAAACGCAUCGCUUCUUCCGAAGGCCAAGGGUUGGUACAUGGGUGACGGUAUUGCCGGGAAGCCAAGAGCAUCGCAGAUGUACUUAGGAGGCGUGCCGAACUACAAAGCGAGCCUGGGAUAUAGCGCAUUGAACGGGUACAAAGGAUUCCACUUCGAGGGGUUGAAUGUAUAA